Messenger RNA from Cladocopium goreaui, 516 nucleotides. The record is from the annotation of a GenBank genome assembly. NCBI's taxonomy places the organism in Eukaryota, Dinophyceae, Suessiales, Symbiodiniaceae.
AUGAGGAUUCAAAGCCCAAGUUCGGGAACUUGCAGCCCUUCCUCGCCACGGUCCCCGAGCACUGCUAAAAGCACGACAACAUGGCAAACUCGAAGCUGCCCAUUGAGUGGGAGGUGGAGGGAUCGGCAAAACACAGGACUGUCAGGACUUGCUUCCACGGAGAAGGUGUCUACCUCUGUGAUUUUUGGAGAUACGCCCCCUCCCGCCUCGGCGCGGGAGUAUGGCCUGUGGCGCCCGGGCAGGAGGCGGCUGCCGCAACGCAUCCAAGAGGAGGUCUUUGUACAGCGGGAGAUGUCUGAGCUGCUGGAAAAAAUCAUCGACACGGCUCAUUUCCAGGAUGAAGGAAAGCCAGAGGAGAUUGCAAAGGAACAAAAAUUGAAAGCGCCACAUCAGGAAGCCUGGCCAACGUUGGAGUUUCCGUUGACAUGGGCGCCGCCGGAGAAAGUGCAGGGGCCACCUGCUGAUGUGGAUGUUCUAUUGCAGCAAUCCAACCUCUACAGUUUCUUGGAGUUAUGA